Messenger RNA from Cladophialophora psammophila CBS 110553, 3147 nucleotides. RefSeq lists its product as uncharacterized. Gene Ontology annotation, biological process: protein import into nucleus. Gene Ontology annotation, molecular function: small GTPase binding. Gene Ontology annotation, cellular component: cytosol; nuclear envelope. Lineage: Eukaryota; Fungi; Ascomycota; Eurotiomycetes; Chaetothyriales; Herpotrichiellaceae. The record is from RefSeq and is a predicted model, not a curated record. The coding region runs from base 1 to 3147 and encodes 1048 amino acids. The transcript has a single exon.
AUGGACUUGAGAACCACCAUCCAGUCGACUUUGUCAGCCGACGCAACCAUCCGUUCUCAAGCUGAGACAGCCCUGAAGCAGGCUGAACAGCAUCCUGGAUUCAUUGGAGCUCUUCUCGACAUCCUGCAGUCAGAACAGGACCCUGCCGUCCGCCUCUCCGUUGCCGUCUACCUCAAAAAUCGAAUAUCACGGGGAUGGGCCACCGAACACACUCCCCACCAACCAAUUUCUGAGCCCGAACGAAAACCCUUCAAAGACCGCUUACUGCCUGCGUUAUCCUCGUCUCCUCCUCUGAUUCGAGCCCAGCUCAUUCCGAUCCUCCAGACUGUCCUUCAGUACGAUUUUCCUUCAAAAUGGCCCGAGUUGAUGGAUAUCACGCUUCAGCUGAUGAACACUCAAGAUGCCAAUCAGGUCUACGCAGGGCUGCAAUGUCUGCUGGCUGUUUGCCGUACAUACCGUUUCCGCGCCGGGGAAGAGAGGCUAAAUCUGGACAAAGUCGUCAACGUGGCCUUUCCCACAUUGUUGAACAUUGGCAACAAGUUGGUGAACGAGACGAGUCUGGAAGCCGGUGAAAUGCUGAGGAUAUGCGUCAAAUGUUACAAACAUGCUGUCUACUAUGGCCUGCCUGUCCCGCUGCGGUCGCACCAAGCGACUGUGGAUUGGUGCACCCUCUUUUUGACCGUCAUCUCCAAGAAGCCCCCCGAGAGUGCCAUGCCCGAAGAUGCUGAUGAACGGGAACGCAACCAUUGGUGGAAAGCACGCAAAUGGUCCUACGCAAACCUCAACAGGCUCUUUAUGAGGUACGGGAACCCGUCGGUGCUGUCUCCGGCCCAGGAGAAGGACUAUGGUGGAUUCGCGAAGAACUUUAUCACAAAUUUUGCGCCGGAAAUUCUCAAGGGCUAUCUGGGUGAAAUUGAGAAAUGGGUUGGGGGCAACUACUGGCUGAGCAAGCCUUCUUUGUCACACACGUUGAUCUUUCUGGAAGACUGUGUGAGACCCAUAUCGAUGUGGGCCAAGCUCAAGCCGCACAUGGACAGCCUCAUCAAACAUUUGGUCUACCCCGUCAUGUGUCUUUCAGACGAGGAUUUGGAAUUGUUCACAGACAACCCGGCCGAUUACUUGCACCGGAAACUCAACUAUUACGAGGAAGUCUCCGCACCAGAUAUGGCCGCGACCAAUUUCUUGAUUGCCUUGACAAAGUCGCGGAAACAACAGACUUACGUCAUCUUAUCGUACGUGAACGAAAUCGUAUCCCGUUACGAGACUGCACCGGACGACCAAAAGAAUCCUCGAGAGAAAGAUGGAGCCCUCAGAAUGAUUGGCUCGCUGGCAUCAGUCAUACUGGGCAAGAAGAGCCCGAUUGCAGAUCAGGUUGAAUACUUCUUCGUUCGACAUGUGUUCCCCGAGUUCAGAUCCCCACAUGGUUUUCUACGAGCCAGAGCCUGUGAGACCAUGGAGAAGUUUGAACAGCUGGAUUUCAAAGACCAAAACAAUCUCAUGAUCAUCUACCAGAACUUAAUGGAGUCCAUGGCUGAUCCAGAACUGCCCGUCAGGGUGGAAGCUGCAUUGGCACUGCAACCCCUGAUUAGGCAUGAUGCUAUCCGCUUAACCAUGCAAUCAAAUAUUCCGCAAAUCAUGCAUCAACUGCUGCAAUUGAUGAACGAGGUCGAUGUCGACUCACUCUCAAAUGUCAUGGAGGACUUCGUUGAAGUUUUCGCUGAACAGCUCACACCCUUUGCGGUGGCUUUGAGCACAAAUCUCAGGGACACUUAUCUUCGAAUCGUCCGCGAGAUUUUGGAACGGAACGAAGCCAGGGCGGCCGAAACUGGCGAUGCACACGAGUAUCUGGACGAUAAGUCGAUCGCGGCAUUAGGGGUGCUGCAAACAAUUGGCACUCUUAUUCUUACUCUCGAAGCUACACCUGACGUUCUGCUUCUUCUCGAAACCAUCCUCAUGCCGGUCAUUACCAUCACCCUGGAGAACAAGCUUUAUGAUAUCUACAACGAAGUUUUCGAAAUCAUUGAUUCGUGUACUUACGCCUUGAAAUCGAUAUCCCCGACAAUGUGGCAAGCCUUUGAGCUGAUGCACAAAACGUUCAAAGAUGGUGCCGAGCUAUACUUAGAAGACAUGCUGCCUGCUCUCGACAACUUCGUCACUUAUGGUCAGCAAAGAUUAAUCGAACACCCGCCGUACCUGGCCGCUAUAGCUGGCAUGGUGCGAGACAUCUUCUCCGACCCUAAGGUGGGAGGUGUGGACCGUAUCUGCGGAUGCAAGCUUGCUGAGGCCUUGAUGUUGAAUCUUCGAGGUGGCCCGAUUGACAGCUACAUACCAACUUUUGUAACCUUGCCAAUGGAGGUCUUGACCAGCGCACAAGCAAAGACAGUAAUUCGGAGCUACAAACUUCAUCUGGUGGAGAUGGUUAUUAACUGUCUCUAUUACAACCCCAUUCUAGCGCUCCAGGUCCUCGAAUCGCAUGGUUGGACGAACAAAUUUUUUUCCAUCUGGUUCGGCAUGAUUGACAAUUUCCGCCGCGUCCACGACAAGAAGCUCUGUCUUGCUGCCAUUUGCGCUCUCCUAACCAUCCGUGCUGACCAAGUUCCUCAUUCAGUUCAAACAGGCUGGCCACGCCUCCUAACCGGAGCGACUUAUCUCUUCCGAACUCUUCCCGCUGCGAUCAAGCAACGGGAGGAAGCCGUCAAAGCCUCUGACGGGGUUUCUGAUACCAUCUCAGACUACGGGUCUGACGACGAUGCCGAAGAUUGGGCGGACGAACCCGCCACCGAGGGACAAGAAUGGCCCAAUGUUAGUGCCGCCUCCUUGCCAGACACCAAAGGCGACAUCAAAGACGAGUCACAAGCCUAUUUGGAUUUCCUCAGCGAGGAGGCCAAGAAAUUUGGCGCCCUGGCCGAUGAUGAUAGCGAUAGUGUCCUCGACGACGACAGCCCCCUCGAAAGUCCGCUUGACAAGUUUGAUCCCUAUUCAGCAUUCAAAGACUCGUUGGACAAGCUUCAGGCAGAACAGCCCCAGCUGUAUCAGAAUCUGACGGCAAUCUUGGAGCAAGGAGACCGUGAUGUCUUGCAGAGCGUUGUCAACCAUGCCGCUGCGAUGCAGGCUGCGCAAGUUCAACAAGGUCAAGUGCAGGGAUAG